Molecule: messenger RNA, 3699 nt
Organism: Trichosporon asahii var. asahii CBS 2479
Lineage: Eukaryota; Fungi; Basidiomycota; Tremellomycetes; Trichosporonales; Trichosporonaceae
Exons: 4
Coding region: 1-3699 (1232 amino acids)
Biological process (GO): chromosome organization
Cellular component (GO): chromosome
Molecular function (GO): ATP binding; ATP hydrolysis activity; protein binding
Source: RefSeq, a predicted model, not a curated record
AUGAGGAUCGAGGAGCUCAUCCUCGACGGUAAGCUAGCUUGUUCUGGUGAAGCUGACAGCAGGCUUCAAGUCGUACCCCGUGCGAACGACGAUUUCAGGUGCACCAGACACCCCUUGUUUGUGCUAACGACAGGCUUCGAUGAGUCGUUCAACGCCAUUACGGGUCUGAACGGAUCCGGCAAGUCGAACAUUCUCGAUGCGAUCUGUUUCGUGCUCGGUAUCACGAACAUGCAGUCGGUGCGGGCGAACAACCUGAUGGACCUCAUCUACAAGCGUGGCCAGGCGGGCGUCACCAAGGCCUCGGUCACGAUCGUGUUCAACAACCAGGACCGCUCCAAGUCGCCCGUCGGAUUCGAGAACACGCCCCAGAUUACGGUUACGCGCCAGAUUGCCGUCGGAAACGUGUCCAAGUACCUCCUGAACGGACACAAGAGCACGCUGCAGACGAUCCAGAACCUCUUCCAGUCGGUCCAGCUCAACAUCAAUAACCCCAACUUCCUCAUCAUGCAGGGCAAGAUCACCAAGGUGCUCAACAUGAAGCCGGCCGAGAUUCUCGGCAUGGUCGAGGAAGCCGCCGGAACGCGCAUGUUUGAGGAGCGCAAGGAGAAGGCCGUCAAGACGAUGGCGAAGAAGGACAAGAAGGUCGAAGAAAUCGAAAGUUUGCUCCGCGAGGAGAUCGAUCCGAAACUCGAGAAGCUGCGCGCCGAGAAGCGCUCCUACCUCGAGUACCAGAAGGCGACGACCGAGCUUGAGCGUCUGACUCGUCUCGUCAAGGCAUACGAGUGGCAGGUCGUUGUCGACCGACUUGAGAAGAGCGGCGAGAUCAUUGCGCAGAAGAAGGCCGAGAUCAACCGCGUCAAGGAGGACGUCGAGCGAGGCGGCAAGGAGUGCAAGGACAUGGAGAAGGAGCGCGAGGAGAUCGAGGCCAGACGCACCAAGGAGAUGGCCAAGGGCGGCAAGAUGCAGGCCCUGACCGACGCCUUCAACGAGCUCGAGCGCGAGCUCGUCAAGGUCAAGGCUCAGCUCGAGCUGCACGAGAGCACCGUCUCGGAGGACACGAAGCGUGUCGAGACGGCCAAGAAGGCCAUCAAGGAUAAGAGGCAGUCCGCCGAGGACGAAGCCGCCUCGUUUGCUGAGCUGAAGGAGGCGUACGACGCUGGCGCCGCCGAGCUUGCCAAGACCGAAGAGCUGCUCCAGACGCUGCUGACGGGUCUCUCGUCGAACAACGAGGAGGAAGCCGGUGGCUACAUGGGACAGCUCGCCGAGGCCAAGGCUCGUCUCGCCGCUGCCGGCACGGAGGCUGAGCAGGCCAAGGUCAAGAUUGGCCACGCCGAGCGCGAGAUCAAGGAGGAGGAGCCCCGCGCAAAGAAGGCGGAGAAGGAAGGCGAGGGUCUCCUGAAGGAGCUCGCGGCGAAGCGCGCCGAGGCUGAAAAGCUGCAGGCACGCGUCGAGUCGGCUGGAUGGGACGACGAAAAGGAGCGCGAGCUGCUGGAGCGCCAGGCCGAGGCGGGACAAAAGGUCUCGGAGCUCAGCGAGAAGCGCGACGCCAUCAAGUCGCGCCUCGCUGCCAUUGACUUUUCCUACUCGGACCCGUACGCCGGUUUUGACCGCUCGCAGGUCAAGGGUCUCGUCGCGACCCUCGUCGACCUCGACCAGUCCAACUUUGCCGCCUCGACCGCGCUCGAGAUCUGCGCCGGCGGCAAGCUCUACAAUGUCGUCGUCGAGGACGAAAAGGUCGGCUCGGCGCUGCUGAACCAAGGCAAGCUCCGCAAGCGCGUCACGAUUAUUCCCCUCAACAAGAUCAACGCAUUCCGCAUGAGCGCUGAGAAGAUUGCCGCCGCCAACAAGGUCGCCCCCGGUAAGGUCAACCUGGCUCUGGAUCUCGUCGGCUAUGAUGACGAGGUUUCUGCUGCCAUGUCGUACGUCUUUGGCGACGUUUUCAUCGCCAAGGACAAGGAAGCUGCGCAGGCCGUCACAUUCAACCGCAACAUUGGCGUGCGCUCUGUCACCCUCCAGGGCGACGUGUACGACCCGUCCGGCACGCUUUCGGGCGGUGCCGCGCCGUCCUCUUCGGGCCUCCUCGUCAAAGUGCAGGAGCUGCGCGCGAUUGAGCGCAAGAUGACCGAGUACAAGAAGGUUCUUGCUGAUGCGUCCCAAGAACUCGCAAGCGCCAAGCAGCAGAUCGACCAGUGGCGCAAGGACAAGCGCCAGCUCGACCUGUGCGCGCACGAGGUCAAGCUGCUCGAGUACCAGGUCAGCGGUUCGAACGCAACCAAGAUUAUCGCCGAGGUCGAGGCGGCCCGCAAGACGCUCGCCGAGCUCAAGGCUGUGGUCGAGUCCGCCAAGGCGAAGAAGAAGGAGGCCGAGGCCGAGUGCAAGCGCCUCGAGCAGGACAUGGCCGACUUUAGCAACAAUAAAGACUCCAAGCUGAAGGAGAUCAAGGCGUACAUUGCCGCGCGCAAGAAGGCGCUUGGCAAGAAGACGGCCGACGUCAAGAGCCGCCAGAAGGAGGUCCAGACGGCCGAACUUGAAGUGCAGCAGCUCGAGGGCGACGUCGAGGCGGCCAAGGAGGAGCUUCUCCACUCCCGCGUCGCCAAGCACCAGGCCGACUACAAGGCAAUGGAGGACAAGCUGCGUGCCGAACGUGCCGUGCUCGUCGCCUUUGACAAUGAGCUCGCCGACCUCGAACGCGACCUCAAGGCGAAGAAGCAGGAGAUUGUCGACAGCGAGCUCGCGCUGAAGAAGCUGGAGCACGACCUCGGCGUCAUCACCAAGGAGCGCAGUGCGUCCGAGUCGGCCAAGGACAACCUCGAGAAGCAGUUUACCUGGAUUCUCGAGGAGAAGCAGUUCUUUGGUCAGCGCGGCACGCCGUACGACUUCCACGGCGUCAACCUCUCGCAGGCGCGUGAGCAGUGCCGCGAGCUCGAGGCGCAGCACAAGGGCAUGGGCCGCAAGAUCAACACCAAGGUCAUGAACAUGAUUGACAGCGUCGAGAAGAAGGAGGCGGCGCUGCAAAAGAUGAUGGCGACGGUUCUGAAGGACAAGGCCAAGAUUGAGGCGACCAUCACCGAGCUGGACCGGUACAAGCGCGACGCUCUGCUCAAGACGUGGGAGAAGGUGAAUGGCGACUUUGGCCUGAUCUUUAAGGAGCUGCUGCCGGGCAACUUUGCCAAGCUACAGCCGCCCGAGGGCCAGGACCUGACAGAAGGACUCGAGGUCAAGGUCCGCCUUGGCAGCGUGUGGAAGCAGUCCCUCACAGAGCUGUCGGGCGGGCAGCGCUCCCUCAUCGCGCUCUCGCUCAUCAUGUCGCUGCUCCAGUUCAAGCCUGCACCGAUGUACAUUCUCGACGAGAUUGACGCCGCCCUCGACCUCCAGCACACGCAGCACAUCGGCCAGCUGUUCCGCAACCGCUUCAAGGGGUCCCAGUUCAUCGUUGUGUCCCUGAAAGAGGGCCUGUUCACCAACGCCAAUGUGCUCUUCAAGGCGCGCUUCCGAGACGGCACGUCGAUUGUCGAGCGCACUGCGACGCGGAGUGCGAGUGUCGCGCCGGAGAAGCGCGCGCUGGGUAACAGCGGGGGGACUCACGAGGUGCUGGAUAGCUGGAAACUCACGCCUGGCGGUCAGCUGGAAGAGCAGAUGGAGCGAAAGCUGGGUGGGAGACUCACAAAAUCCCGUAUAACAAGUCUGCGACACGCUUAA